Messenger RNA from Trifolium pratense (red clover), 522 nucleotides. RefSeq lists its product as uncharacterized. The coding region runs from base 1 to 522 and encodes 173 amino acids. The transcript has a single exon. The record is from RefSeq and is a predicted model, not a curated record. Gene Ontology annotation, molecular function: nucleic acid binding; RNA-DNA hybrid ribonuclease activity. NCBI's taxonomy places the organism in Eukaryota, Viridiplantae, Streptophyta, Magnoliopsida, Fabales, Fabaceae.
AUGCAAUGGAGUCAAAUUGCACAACAGCAGCAGGAUACACGUUGGCAAAAACCAGUCCAAGGAUGGUACAAGUGCAAUGUUGAUGCGGCUUUUCACAAAGAGCGAAACAGGUCCAGUUUUGGUUGGUGUCUUCGUGAUGAUGAGGGAUGCUUUGUUAUGGCUGAAACAACGUGGUUGAAUGGGAACUGCUCCAUUAUAGAAGGAGAAUCCAUAGCCUUACUUGAAGCAUUGAAAGUAUUGGAACAAAGAGGCAUAUCUCAUGUUAUAUUUGAGACGGAUUCCAAAAGUGUGGUGGAUGCAAUUCAUAAUUUACGCAGCGGUAGCUCUGAGUUUAGUUCUAUUAUUUGCCUUAUUAAAAAUACUCUCUUAUGUAAUCCAAACUUUAAGGUCAAGUUUAUUAAGCGGAAAACGAACAUGGUUGCUCACACACUUGCUAGGGCGGCCAUUUCUUGGUCUAGUCGUUGUACCUUUGAGUCGAUACCUACUUGUAUUCUUCCUUUAUUGAAUAAUGAAAUGAGAUAG